Messenger RNA from Striga asiatica, 1385 nucleotides. NCBI's taxonomy places the organism in Eukaryota, Viridiplantae, Streptophyta, Magnoliopsida, Lamiales, Orobanchaceae. The record is from the annotation of a GenBank genome assembly.
AUGGAAGCCGACAUGGAGCUUCCAUUUCAUUUCCAAGUUGCAUCUCCUAAGGUGAAGCUUUCGUUUCAUAUUUGCGUUGAUUCCCAUUUGAUAGAAUCUGGUCUUUCCUUGGUUGAUCAAUUGAAUCCAUGGAUUGUGCCGGUUGUGUUGGGGACUAAACCGAAGCUGUCAAAGGGCCAUUCAGCAAUUGAGUUAGAUGAAGAUCGAAUUCUGGUCAUUAAGGGCAACACGAACUCGGAUGAUACAUUCUGGUUUCUCGAGGUGAACACUCCAUUUGUGAGGGAGCAUAAAAUCAGAUUAGGAACCGAAGUAGUUUCUUGGAGCAAAGGAGUAAUCGGCAAAGGCCUAAAGCCCAUAGUCAUCAGCGGGCCUUCUGGUGUAGGCAAGGGCACUCUGAUUUCGAAACUGAUGCAAGAAUUUCCAUCCAUGUUUGGAUUCUCUGUAAGCCACACGACCCGGGCACCAAGGAAAAACGAGCAAAAUGGGGCCCACUACCAUUUCACAGAACGUCAUGUGAUGGAGAAAGAUAUCGAGGAUGGCAAAUUCCUUGAGUUUGCAGUUGUUCAUGGAAAUCUGUAUGGGACCAGUGUGGAAGCUGUUGAGGCAGUUGCUGACAAAGGAAAGAGAUGCAUACUUGAUAUUGAUGUUCAAGGGGCAAGGUCCGUGAGGUCUACCUCACUCGAAGCCAUUUUUAUCUUUAUUUGCCCUCCUUCAUUCGACGAGCUUGAGAAACGCCUUCGUGCGAGGGCAACCGAGACAGAAGAACAAAUCCAGAAACGGCACCGAAAUGCAAAGGCGGAGCUUGAACAGGGAAAAUCGUCGGGCCUGUUUGAUCAUAUUUUGGUAAAUGAUGAUCUAGGGGCAUGCUAUGAGAAACUCAAGGAUCUUUUGGGCCUCACUCAUGGCGUGAACCAUCCAGAGGAAUCAGUGUUGGAGUCGUUUCACGUGCCUUUGGAACACAAAGUCUUGAAAAUUGAUCGAAAAAUCCUUAUAAAUUGUGGGAUUUCAGAGGGAGAAAAACCAGCUGUAAACAUGUUUGUGCUUGAUUUAGCUUCAAUGAAAGGCGGGGCCCCCGGAAGAACGAGAGGUCUGAAUUUGUACCAAACUGACGAGCUAACACCUUAAACUUCUCCACUAAUAUAAUUCAUAUCCAUUUUAUUUGGGAAAAAAAUGAAAUUGAUCGAUCUUGAAAUUGAUUUGUUUGCUUGAGUCUUCGAGCAGCGAGCAAGUUUUGUGGGGGGAUAUUGCCUUAUAUCUGGAGUAAGCGAUUUUUCUUUCCCGGAAGAGUAGAUGUUUUUUUUGAAGUUCACGAGACGAUAGAGAGAUUUUUCGUUUCGUCAUACAUUGAAAGAUAGAGAGAUUUUUCGUUUCGUCAUACAUUGAAA